GAACAAACAGUCUGACCUCCCUCAUUAAUUAUCUGUAUCUUAGUUGUCUCCCAUGGCCUCUCCUUCUCGGAAGACCCAACUCCCUAAUUCUUUAUAUACUUCCCCAAACUCUCUCUCUUCCCAACAACAGAAUCCCUCUUCAUUUCUUUCUCUCUCUAGAAUUUCCCUUCUCUCCAUUUUUACUCUAUUACUCUCUCUACAUCUCAUGGCUUCACAAAACCCACAAUCCAAUUUCCACGAUUUCUUACCCCUAAUGGCGGAAAAGCUCGGUGGGGACGGUCUUAUAGGCGAGCUGUGCAGUGGAUUUGAUCUUCUGAUGGACGGUGAUAAAGGGGUCAUCACGUUUGAGAGCCUAAAGAGGAAUUCGGCCUUGCUGGGCCUUCAGGACAUGAGCGAUGAUGAUCUACGGUCCAUGAUGCGGGAAGGGGAUUUCGACGGUGAUGGUGCCCUCAAUCAGAUGGAGUUUUGUGUUCUUAUGUUCAGAUUGAGCCCCGAGCUCAUGGAGGACUCGCGUAUUUGGUUGGAAGAAGCUCUUCAAGAAGAGUUCAACACGACUUUUCAUUGAAAAUUACUAAUUCUUUUCAACCGAAAAAAGAGGAAAAAAAGUUGUGGGUUGUGUUUUUCUUCUUUUUGGUUACAGAUUGUUGUGUUUUUCGAAUUGGAAGUUAUUGAAUUAUACACUGAAGCAAAUUGACAAUUUGACACAA
Messenger RNA from Morus notabilis, 707 nucleotides. RefSeq names its product calcium-binding protein PBP1-like. The record is from RefSeq and is a predicted model, not a curated record. Lineage: Eukaryota; Viridiplantae; Streptophyta; Magnoliopsida; Rosales; Moraceae. The coding region runs from base 53 to 565 and encodes 170 amino acids. The transcript has a single exon. Gene Ontology annotation, molecular function: calcium ion binding.